UAAGGGGGGUUGCUCACCAGCCUCUGACAACACUGCUGAAAACUGCAAAAAUAAGAACAAAUUAAAAACGCAAUAGAAUCUUCGUCUGAAAUGCAAUAUAACUUAUUAAAAACCACGCUCUGUUAGGUCGCUACUCUAAUUAAAAGUGUUCAACGCAUAGCAUAUGCCCGGAAAGUUCGAGGGAAGCCUUCGAAAAGUCCGAACCCCAUUGUGAUUGUUUUUUUCUUCAGAUAUUGUUUGGUGCAAUACCCGUAGUUGGAUUGGUAUGGUUUGUGCAGAGGUAGGGGGAAAGCAAUAGUGAUUUUCCAUAUUGAACGCUGACGGGAAAUGCCAGUCGGCACUACAAACAUGUUUCUGACUACGUCGCUGUUUGUCGUCGCUCUUCUGCAAACUGCCCACUCGUACUCGGUUCGGAUUACGGCGCCCGAUCAGGCGCUCUUGGGAGCCACCGUGAAUGUAUCCGCAACCCUCUACAAUGGCAAUACACCCGACGACGGCGACUCCUACAGGUUCACCUGGACGGACAGCACAGGUCAACGAAAGGAAAUAGACACUAGUAACUCUACGUCCAAUUGGUCUGUCGCCUUCACCGAGGAAGGCCACCAAUCCCUUAAAGUCGAGGUGGAUAAGAAGUUCAUCUUUUGGAUAAACACUGGUCAGGGAAAGGCAUCGAUUCAAAUCAAUAAGUCGCUAGGCGGUAGCCUGCAGCUGAUUCAGAAGAACGUGAGUCGGACGCUGGAUUAUGUUUCCACGCAGGAAGCGGUGAAUCACAGAAUAUCACUGCCCGACGCCGACCAGCAGUAUCUGCUUGAGAAGGGCUAUCACAUUCAGACGUAUUGGUUUCAAAACUGCACAUAUCUUGGCAUGUCCACUGCCCUAGACUAUCAAGCAACAUAUCCGCAAGCUGAGCAAUACUAUAAUGUCGAGGCACUGGUCGUUGCUUCGCUGGAAGUGCCGCCUGAACCAACGCCCUCUACUACUACCACUACCACUACUACAACUACGACAACGACAACAACUACUACAACACCGGCUACCACAACUAGUACAACAACAACUACUACAACACCGGCUACCACAACAACUCCUACCACAACCACAACUACAACCAAAGCGCCGGCCCGUGCCAAGCGGGACAUAAUUCAGGCCAUGCACGCCAAUGCCGCUCUACUUGGCCUUAAUCUGACCACUGCACUGAGGCAGCAACAAGCCAAUGGAUCGAGUGGCAACGUGUCGGUGGCACUGGUCGAUCCGCUAGGAGUACGACGGCUGUCCAAGCUGAAUUUGUUGCCUGGCACUGAGCUGCCCUACGAUUGCGUGAGCAAGAAGAUCAUAGCUCAGGAUCCCAAGAAGAUAUACGGCUAUUACCAGCGCCGUGUAGUAUCAAAGGAUCCCGUUUCUGGAUUUGGCACAACCGGAAAAAAUUGGCUGCAGCACUGGGAGGUGCUUAUAUUAAACGUAAACUAUAAGGGAUCGCCGCCUUACGAAGUUUGCGAAAUGGUGUACAAUGCACCCUACAAUUCCACGGGCAAUGAAACUUGUCUGAAUUAUAGGUCCACUGAUAAGUGUUCAUUCGAAUUUAAGCGAUACUUCCUGGAAAGCAAAACCAUUUUAUUUUUCAUACGCAACGAGGUCUCACAAACACUGAAUCAGGUUACAAUAAACAUGUACGAAGCUCAGCGCCAAUCGCAGCUUUCAGUUGUUGUUGUGCCAGUUACUUGCACUUUGGUCGCCGUCAUCCUAGUGGUAUUUAGCGUGGCCUACUAUAUACAGCGUGGAAACAGAUUCACUGUUGAAGUGGCUGAUUUCAAUUUCGGAGACACACAGUCGGUGGAUAUGGAAUAUAAGACAUUCCCGCAGCGUUUAAUCGACAGCAUACGCGAUGCAUGCACCUGGCGGGGACAACGUCGCCACUCGCAGUCCAGUACAGAUCUCAUGGCGGACGAGCCACCCAGUCCUGGCCUGGGCGGCAACGUGGGCGAUGUCGAUAGCAAUCUUCGAUACAAUACAUUCAACUAGUGCUCCUCAGCCCCAACAAGUUGAAAUAUUGUACCUAAACGAAUUAAUCAAUUUAAUUUAAUUUCGGCGAUUAGUUUUUAUUUCCCGAUCCCCCCAACAAUGAAAGGGGAAAGGGGACUAUUAUAUUGUUAUUAUUUUAUGUGCACUGUUACGUGCUUUAGUCAUUUUCAUAUUGACGCCUUGAGGGCGGCAUAUAAACCCAUUGGUACAUUCACGUAUAGCAAUGAUAAUAUCUUGUAUAUGUUUUCAUAUAUGUAUCUCCUUUUUUGUAAUCACUUUCUCAUUAUCUGUCAAAAUCAACGCACAUAGUUGCUCAUUAACGGCCAAAUGUCAAGUAGUAAUUAACCAUUCAAAUCGCAAUGUCGGAUGUUCAGCAUCCUUUUCGAUAUUGUUAAAGACUGUCUUUGUUCAAAAAAGAAAAAAUUUAAAUCUUCAAAGAUUUACACUUAUGCUUAACAAGUUUUUUGUGACGUAAAGUUAAUGGCUAGCAUAAGUAAUUCGAUUGUUUCCAUUGUAAGGUGAUCCAAAUUAAAUGACAAAGACAAACGCAUCUCACACUAACACACAUGCGAACACAAAUAAUCAUUGUGAUAGAUAAUAGAACAAACAGUAUGUAUAUGUUUAAAUAAAAAGUUAAAAAAUCUUAUGCUGAUAAA
Messenger RNA from Drosophila ananassae, 2675 nucleotides. RefSeq names its product nuclear pore complex protein DDB_G0274915. Bases 328 to 2019 code for a protein of 563 amino acids. The record is from RefSeq and is a predicted model, not a curated record. The transcript has 7 exons. NCBI's taxonomy places the organism in Eukaryota, Metazoa, Arthropoda, Insecta, Diptera, Drosophilidae.